AUGGCCGCCGCCGAUGGUGCCACCAUGAGCACACCGACCUUUUUUCGCAUCAACUGCUCGCACAAGGACCUGUUCCGUGAGUCGUAUAUUCGGUGCUACCAGAACCAUGGCCUCAAGGUGAUUCGGUGCUUCCCCCACUGUUGCCCGCACAUGGAGUACCGUGGCUGCGGGUCCUCACUCAGCGUUCGAGUGCACGAUCCCGCCCACUACGAUAGAAAUGACUUGCAAGCGUUUGGUCGAUUUCAAGUCGCUUCAGAGGCGACCUACGCCCCCAACGACGUCGUGUCCCUGUCCACCUUCACCAGCGAUUUGCGCAGCCAACGAAAUGCAAUGGGUUUGUGGCUACAAGGUCACCGCCAACCUCCUGGCGAGGACGGGUCGUUGGUGUAUCAUUUCAACGAAAAGCGAACGGACGGGUGGCAUUACACGUGGCACGGGGGUUCGAGCACGAAAAAGCGAGAAGCCCUGCAUUUGUUUCAAGUGUACGUUGUCGCAGUUGUCCCCAACAACAACGACGACAAGUGCGUGAUUGGGUGGAGUGUGGCGACACCGCCGUUCAAACUGUCGUCGUAUCGCAGAGCGAAAUCUGCCGACGACAGCAGCAGCAGCGACGUGGUGAAGCCCAAAGUGGUCAAAACCACCAGAACCACCCAACCAGCCCAAUUAGCCCCUCGUCGUGGUGGCCUACCAGUGAAAUCAGAAGCGUUGACGCGAAUCCAACGCCAAGCCCAUCAACUGGCGAUAGCACACACGUUUUGCACGUCGAUUUUGAUUGGCGAUGUGGCGCAGAGGUGGCCAGCGAUUGAACGGCAACUGGUGGCCCAGUGCCGCGACUGGAUCGGGCAUCCAAGCGAUGACGUGGCAACGUCUAUGCCAACGAUGCCGUCGGUCGUGUUGCCGCCAGAACUGAUCCAAGUGUCUGGCAUGCCAUGGGGCGCCCACCACGAGAUUGCGCUCAAUAUGAUUUGGCGGUGGUUUGAUCCAGCUGUGUUUACCCGCGUGCAGCAAUACACACACGACCACGCCUGCGACGACGUUCACUUGAUGCCUCAAGUGUACGACGUCGGCAUCGGUUUCCUCCACUCGAUGGUCGCAGAUAUGCUGGCAAGUCACUCGCACUCAUUCGACGAGUUCGUUCGACUUGCGUUGGCCAAUGACAGCAACCCACUACCAGCUCAUCGCGAACCACCGACGAUUGGCCUGCAUGCAUUGCUACGCACGUUGCAAACAAAUGCCAAGCUAAAAAACUCCGAUGCUGCUGCUUUCAACACUCCAUCGCAGCAACUGCGUAUACAGCAAACCCAUGAGUUUUGGGUCUUGUCGAUCGUGCAACUCCGUCGCAUGAGCCUUCGGCCGACUGUGGUGGCAUUCUUUCGGGUGUUUACCAUGCUGUUUGCUGUACACACGCGUCUGGACGGCCACCUCUUUUUUGUCAAGUCGCAUGUACCCAUGUUCGUGGCCAUGGGGACCGAGUUCCAUCUAAACGGCGAGCCGAAUCAAUUUCAAGCGUUUCCCAACGGCGAAUCCUGUGGCCUCCAUCGGUUUCAAUUGGACGGCGAUUACAUUGGGUGGACAGAGGUGUAUACGUGGUCAGUGGGCGAUUCCCCCCCCCGGUGGUGUACCCUAUUGCGGGUGUGCAUCUCACCCGAUGUCCAAAAUUCGAAACUCUGUCGCGUAGCGUGGACAUUGGAAUACUCGGACCAUUCGUCGAUGGAAAACCUCAAACACUUGGGGGUAGACGACCGAAUUCGAGUGUGGAACGAUGUCCCACAUUCGCUCGUGCUACAGCUCGACACGACGUAUACACGGAUGGAUAACGUUUAA
Molecule: messenger RNA, 1824 nt
Organism: Aphanomyces astaci
Lineage: Eukaryota; Oomycota; Saprolegniomycetes; Saprolegniales; Verrucalvaceae
Exons: 10
Coding region: 1-1824 (607 amino acids)
Source: RefSeq, a predicted model, not a curated record